Messenger RNA from Penicillium riverlandense, 513 nucleotides. Its product is annotated as putative GPI anchored protein. Lineage: Eukaryota; Fungi; Ascomycota; Eurotiomycetes; Eurotiales; Aspergillaceae. The transcript has a single exon. The coding region runs from base 1 to 513 and encodes 170 amino acids. The record is from RefSeq and is a predicted model, not a curated record.
AUGAAGUUCACCCUGGUCUCCUCUGCCCUUCUCCUGGCCACCUCGGCCAUGGCCAACCCUAACCCCGAGGUUCCUGACGUCAACUCGAUCCUCUCCGACGCCGGCGUCGGUAUCUCGAAGGGCAUCAACGGCAUAAACGAUCUUCCCGCUGAGGCUACCUCGAUCUGGGAGGAGGUCAAGACCGGCGGCGAGAACGCCGUCAAGACCCUGACCGGCGAAGGUGCCCAGAUUGCUUCCGCCGCUGAGAGCGCCUACAGCGCCGGCGUCACAAACCUCCAGUCCGCCGGCUCGGAGAUCGCCCACAAGUGGUCCACUGCCACCAGCGAGACCACCACGACUAACUCCGACGGUCAGGCCACCGCUACCGAGGCCACCAAGAUGACCAUGAAUCCCUCCGCCUCCGCAACUGGCAGCCCAUCUGGAACCACCAACGGUGCCGUUGCCCGCCCUACUGCCGUCGGUGCCGCUGUUGCUGGUAUGGCUGGUAUGCUCGGUAUCAUGGCUGCUCUGUAA